This is a messenger RNA of Hypoxylon trugodes, 2866 nucleotides long. Its product is annotated as apses-domain-containing protein. Gene Ontology annotation, molecular function: DNA binding; transcription regulator activity; protein binding. NCBI's taxonomy places the organism in Eukaryota, Fungi, Ascomycota, Sordariomycetes, Xylariales, Hypoxylaceae. The record is from RefSeq and is a predicted model, not a curated record. The transcript is spliced from 2 exons. Bases 632 to 2677 code for a protein of 681 amino acids. Gene Ontology annotation, cellular component: MBF transcription complex; SBF transcription complex.
GUUGCUUAUGUAAUCAGAAUAUCGGAGUGUCGGAAUCCAACCACCGUCGAUAGAGUGUGAUUAUGUAACAGCAGGCGUGACGCUAUGACCACAUAUAAUCUAAUUUACGCGUGCAUGGUACGCCGCACCGCGUCUUCUUUCCCCGUUGCCCGUCGCCCGUCGCCCUACAAUUCAAUUUCGCGUCUCUCCGCGUUUUCUCAAAUCAAUUAAUCGAUUUAAUCUGAUCUUCCACACAAAAAUCCCGUCACCAUCACCACCUGCACCACUUGCACCGCCAUCAUAGCCCACCCCCGGUCACCCAAUCAUUCACCUCGGUUGAUCAAUCGACUUAUUUUUUCAUCAUUGCGCAAGGAACUAUCUAUUCAGCCUUUCACACUGGUAGUUCAUACGACUCAUACCAAUGCUAUCUUAAUUAUUCCAAACCCAUUUCUACAUGUCAUUAUAAAGAAUAUAUUCCCAUACGGUGCCAUUCCCACCGUAGUAGAUAUUGUACCAGACCCGUUACCCUGUUAAUUCGGCUCCAAUUGGGCCAGAGUCGCCAUCAUGGUCAAGGACGCCGCCGCCAGUGGCGGCAUAUAUAGUGCGACGUAUAGUGGUGUAAGUAGUCUUUCCAAGAGUCGCAUCGUCGACUAUGAUAGAAAAUACCAUCAGUUGUCUCUCCUUAGAUACCAUAAUAGUUAUCGUCGAAUGCCAUGAUGUAUAUCGCAUGUCAACAUCGCAGACUAUCUUCAACCACCCAACUAACAUACCCAAUCAACAGGUCCCUGUAUAUGAAUACCAAUUCGGCGGUGAUAUGAAGGAACAUGUGAUGCGCCGGCGACAAGACGACUGGGUUAAUGCGACACACAUCCUCAAGGCUGCAGGAUUUGAUAAACCAGCACGUACACGAAUACUUGAGCGAGAAGUACAAAAAGAUCGGCACGAGAAGAUCCAGGGCGGUUACGGCAAAUAUCAAGGCACUUGGAUUCCUCUGGAAGCCGGCGAACAACUUGCGCAUCGCAAUAACAUCUACGACCGCCUUCGUCCUAUCUUCGAAUACGUCCCUGGAAAUCAAAGUCCCCCUCCAGCCCCCCGCCAUGCGAGCAAGCCAAAAGCUCCCAGGAAACCCGCCGUGCCAAAAUGGGGCGCUCCACCACCCCAAGACUUUGAAAGUGCCAGCCAGCAGCUAAACGAAGACGAUACCCCAGAUAAUGUCACCGUCGCUUCGGUUUCGCAUAUAGCAGAAGAUGAUCAUCACGACUUGUCAUAUUACUCGACUGGGCAUCGUAAGAGAAAACGAGAAGAGAAUAUACAAGAUCUAUCCGAUCAGCAACACUCUAUCUACGGCGAUGAGCUGCUAGACUACUUCCUCACAUCACGCCCAGAUGCAGCCACGCUCCGCCCUGAGCCCCCGCCUAACUACCGACCGGACUGGAGGAUAGAUCCGCAGAAGCAUACCGCCCUUCAUUGGGCCUGUUCCAUGGGCGAUGUAGAUGUCAUCAAGCAAUUGAAACGGUUUGGCGCCACUUUGGCGAUACGAAAUUGCAGAGGCGAAACUCCCCUAAUGCGAUCUGUUAACUUCACCAAUUCUUACGAGAGGCAGACAUUUCCUGCUGUCAUGAAGGAACUAUGGGACACAGUCGAUGCGCGCGACGAAGAGGGGUGUACUGUCAUACACCACGCCGCUAUCAUGAAGAGCGGCCGAAUCAUGAGCAUCACGUGUUGUCAAUAUUAUCUCGACAAUAUUCUGAACAAACUCCAAGAGACACACGAUCCGAACUUUGUACAAAACCUCAUCGAUGCCCAAGAUCACUCUGGUAAUACCGCGCUACACCUAGCAGCAAAAGCGAACGCUCGAAAGUGCAUACGAGCCCUCCUCGGCCGAGGUGCUUCUACAGAUAUUCCCAACGUUGAUGGAGUUCGUGCGGAAGACAUGAUCAAAGAACUAAACGCCACUAGGAAUUCAAAAGAACGUGGUCCGCAACGAUCAUCGUCCCCCUUUGCGCCGGAUUCGCAGCGUCAUGCUUCCUUCCGAGAUGCUCUCGCGGAUUCGGUUAACAAGUUUGCCGUCACAUACAACUCGGAGGCAGCAAAUACAGUUCAGAAUAAGAUAACUCCACUCGUCCUGGAGAAGUUUGAGGAUCUUGCCCAAAGUUACGACGAAGAGUGGAAAGAGAAGAAUGAGGCCGAAUUAGAAGCCCGUCGUAUACUCGGAAAUACUCAGAACGAACUCGCCGUUGUGCGUGCGCAAAUCGCCGAACUGGAUGGACAGUUGGAAUCUCCCGAAGCAGCAUCCAAGGCAGUCGGCGACGCCACGAUAUUACAACAGCAAGUGCUCUCUAUUUUGGCAAGUCAAAGUCAAAACUAUAUGCAAGCCUCUGUGGAGCAGACUUUAUCUAUGAUGAAUGGCGAUGCUGGAGACGAUUCGUAUGGAGAUCGAGUCAAGCUAGCUCAAGAGCUGAAGGAACUCAUCGCAGAACAGCGACGCGCCGAGAAAGAGUACGUGGAUGCCCUUGGUGUUUCGGGCACUGGGGACAAGAUCGACAAGUACCGACGACUCCUGAAGGAAUGUUUAGACCAGGAGGCAGCCGAAAACUUGGAUUCUAACCUGGAUGAUCUGAUUGAGAUGAUGGAGGAGGAAAGGAGUGAAGGAGACCCAACCAUACAUAACCAAGGGGAACCUAUGAUGAUCUGUUAAGGGUGUUGCAUAAUAUGUUUGUUGAAAGUCAUGCGUUGUUGUUAUCUUGUGGCAUAAGGAUACCAAGCCUAAAUUCAGGUUCUGAGAUGAUUAGCAGUUGAGUGGCUGGCUGGCGGCGUUUAGAGGAAAGGAAAGAGAUAUGUGUCUGAUGCCUCACGAGCUCUACCGAAGUUUCACUACUUCAGAAUC